This is a messenger RNA of Seriola aureovittata, 5919 nucleotides long. RefSeq names its product WAPL cohesin release factor a (gene wapla). Gene Ontology annotation, biological process: regulation of chromosome condensation. The coding region runs from base 352 to 3891 and encodes 1179 amino acids. The record is from RefSeq and is a predicted model, not a curated record. NCBI's taxonomy places the organism in Eukaryota, Metazoa, Chordata, Actinopteri, Carangiformes, Carangidae. The transcript is spliced from 20 exons.
UUUAAUGGCCGUCACUUGCACUACAAAAUGCAAGAAGUCCGGAUUAUCCACUAUAUUUAGACUAUUCUAGCUAUUGGUGCGUUUAUGUUGCUUUUCUUUGGUGACGAGCAUUGCUCUGGGGACAUAAUCGGGCUAGAGAUGUGUUUCUAGUGUUGUUUCUACUGCGUUGAACGGACUUUACCCGCUUGAUUUGUGCGCUAGGCCUAGCCGGCUGGCUAAAAAACAAGCGGACGGUUAGCUAGUCGCCGGAGUUGAAAGGUAACAGUGAGCGCUGGUACUCCUUUGUACUCACGACGACUUCAAAGCUUAACCUUUGCAUUCACAUGGAAUAUGUAACAUAAAACAUCCAACAUGACAUCCAGAUUCGGUAAAACAUACAACCGCAAGGGAGGGGAGGCAAAUUCGAAAUUUGAAGAGGUCUUUUCCAAUAAAAGGCCCACACUGACCACCAAAUGGGGUGAGACCACCUACAAGGCUCAGUUGGGGGCCAAAAGGCCUCUGUUAAAAUCUGACGUUUCUGAGCUUCCCAAAAGGCCCAGACUUGAGGAUAGUGACAGUGAAGAAGACCCAUUUGGAUUUGACAGUGACGAUGAGUCCAAGACUGUGACCUCUCAGAGUGUGUCACAGUUGAAAGUCAAUGAAGGGGAUGUGACAAAGACAGCCGCAGUGCAGGGUGGUGGGACAGCCGGUGUUGUGACUUCUGCACAAGCCUCUGCAAGCUCAACAGCAGCUUUCACAGGCAAGCAAACAUUUGAAGAGAAGGUUGUUAAAAAUAGUCAGACCUGGUACAAAAGUACAUCAGAUAGCAACCAGAAACCUGUAUGCGUGGCCUCUUCCUCAAACACAGCCCCAUCUGAUCAUAACUUCUCAGCGUUCCAGAGGCCCAUCUCUUCCUCUCCAAAUAUAGAGACCUCCCUCAAAUUGUCCACUGAUGCACCAGGUGGUAGCAGAGACUUCCAAACGUCUUCCUCUUAUGAUGGACUGCUAUCAGAAGAGAUGAAAAGUGCUGAGCUGGAGCCUCCCACAGAGCCUCCGCCAGAACGUGUGGACAACAUUCCCCCAUCCCCAUUUACCCUAAGGGCCUCUAACUGCAAGAAAUACCAGCGGCCCAACCGGCCUAACAAAACAUCCUCUGAACCUGCUGAAAACAACAGCAACAAGCCCACUGAAACAGCGGGUGCCCAAGAUAAACCCAACAGUGUCCUUUCUGCUAGUGCAAGUAGUACUGCUGCCAGUACUAAAACAGCAGCCAAGCCCGCAGGCAGGGGUGGUGGGAGGGUACGGGACUACACAGUUCUGCACCCUUCCUGUCUAUCAGUGUGCAACGUCACCAUCCAGGACUCAAUGGAGCGGAGCACUGAUGAUCUGAUCACCCCAGCUGCCCCUACUGACCUCGGAGAGGCAGGCCAGAUGAAGAAGAAGUCAGAUGCCCCACCACCAAAAUCUACCAGGUACAGACCCACCCAGACAAAGACCAAGAAAACCAAGACUGAGACCAAGCUAGAGUUCUUUGGCUUUGAGGACAAAGAGGACCAGGAGGGUGAGGAGGGGUCAGAAGGUGGCACAGCAGGCAAGAGUAGUUACAAGAUCAAGUACUUUGGCUUUGAUGACCUGAGUGAGAGUGACAGCGAUGAUGAGAGCUCUCAGGCCAAAGAAAAGAAAGCCAAGAAGGCAGCUGCAGCCUUGGCCGCUCUGAGCUCCAGUGUGGACAGCCCUCAUACCAGUGACUCUCAGGACAGCCAGGCCAGCAGCAAUACAGAUGCUUUCGACUUCUCUGAUGACUCCAGUCCUGGCGGCACUGAGGGGCAGAAAGGACGCUCAGGAAAGCAAAGUGACAAAUCCAAGGACAUUGGCAGUGGACUCAAAAAGAUCUUCAGCGGACCCAAAAAGUCUCCUGCUAAGGCUGUGUACAAUGCUCGCCACUGGAACCAACCUGAGCCGGAAGAGAUGCCCGCGCCUCCCCUUUCUCGAUCUCAAACUGCUCCAGCCAUUUUAUCGAGCAGCAGCAAGGACAGUAACUCCCAUAAAGAUGAUGGCUUGUUCAAAGCCCCCCCACCUCCGCCCAAAGUCAUUAAGUCAGAGACCAUCCCCACGCGACCCAACCAGGAUAUUGUCACGGCACUCAAAUGCCGGAAGGAGGACAAGGAGCUGUACACAGUGGUGCAGCAUGUGAAACACUUCAAUGACGUGGUGGAGUUCGGAGAGAAUCAAGAGUUCACAGAUGACUUUGAGUACCUGGAGACAGGGCUGAAGAGCAGUCAGCCACUCAACACAAGAUGCCUUAGUAUAAUCAGCUUGGCCACGAGGUGUGCCAUGCCCGGUUUCAGGAUGCACCUGCGAGCCAGAGGGAAAGUGGCGCAGGUCUUCAACAUGCUUAGUGAUGCAUCACAACACCCGAACCUUGCUCUGUGCACGGCUGCCCUGAUGUAUAUUCUGAGUCGGGAUCGUCUAAACAUGGAUUUGGAUAGGGCGUGUCUGGAGCUAAUGAUCAAGCUGCUAGAGCUGGACCAGGACUACUCAGCCCACCAGGAUCAGCUCACCGCAAAGGAAGUUGCAAAGGUCAAGGAGAAGAUCAGGAAGCUGUGCGAAACCGUGCACAACAAGCAUCUCGACCUGGAAAACAUCACGACGGGCCACCUUGCCAUGGAGACAUUGCUCUCUCUAACCUCCAAGAGAGCUGGAGAUUGGUUCAAAGAAGAACUGCGACUACUGGGAGGUUUGGACCAUAUUGUAGACAAAGUGAAAGAGUGUGCGCAGAACCUGAGCCAAGAGGACGACAAGGAGAACCUUGUAGCGUCUUUAUGGGGGGCUGAGCGGUGUCUGAGAGUUCUUGAAAGUGUGACAGUGCAGAACCCAGAGAACCAGGGUUACUUGAUUGCCUACAAAGACUCACAACUCAUUGUCUCCUCUGCCAGAGCUCUGUGGUACUGUGAGGAUAUGAUCCAGCGGUACAGCAGGGCAUUGAACAACAGCUCCCUGUCAUCAUCGAGUGCAGCGCUGCCCCACUGCAGCUUCAGUAACGUGGGCAAGGCGGUGGAGGACUGUAUGAGGGCUGUCAUAGGAGUGCUGCUCAACCUUACCCAUGACAAUGAGUGGGGAAGCACUAAAACAGGAGAGCAGGAACAGCUAAUAGUAACUGCUCUGAAUUGUGUCCUUCGAGUCCCACGCUACAUCCCCCAAGAGCAACGCUUUGACGUGCGAGUACUGGGUCUGGGUCUACUAAUUAACCUUGUGGAGUACAGCUCCAGAAACCGCCACUGUCUGGUGGACAUGGAAUACAGUGUCGACUACACCUGUCUGGAAGACAGCCUGAUGCAGCCUGCUGACCCAACACAAUCAGACACAGCGGCAGAGUUAGCACCGCCAAGCACAGCUGAGACUCAGGGAGAUGAGGCUGACAUGCCCAAACCCUCUGGUGCUCUCGCUGCACUUGUAAAGCUCUUCCUGGAGAGGGAGCGUGCUGCCAUCCUGGCUGAGGCUAAGACUGACGACCUCAUCAGUGAGGCACCCAAGCCGGCACUGGACCAAAGCGGAGAGUGGCAGGAGACGUCGGGAGAGAUCCAGUGGGUGGCAGCUGAAAACAACGACAGCCAAACUGAGAAGAAAGAGGAGGAGGAUGAAGAGUUGGACCUAAAUAAAGCUCUGCAGCAUGCAGGCAAGCAUAUGGAGGACAGCAUUGUUGCCUCCUACACCGCUCUGCUACUGGGAUGUCUCUGCCAGGGCAGCCAGAUAAAUGUGACUACUGUGAGAAAGCAUCUACCUAAAGGGGAUUUCUCCAUCAUGACAGAAAUGCUGAAGAAAUUCUUAAGUUUCAUGAACCUCACUUGUGCAAUGGGCUCCACAGGACAAAAGUCCAUCUCGCGGGUCAUCGACUACCUGGAGCACCUUUAACAGACAGCCAGACAGCGGACUCACAUUCUGACUGCACAUGAAAGGGAUCCCAGGCUGUUCUGAUAGCCCCCUACCUGACAGGAGCAACGAGGGGUCAACAAAGAGUCUCAGCAGCAUUCCGUUGACUUCACCUGAUCACCCAGCGCUGUGAUCACUCUGAGUUUUCACCGAUAAAGGCGCACCCCUGAAGUGCGUUUAAAAACACACAGAUACAAAAGUUUCACUCUUUCUCUCUCGAGCACAGCCUGAACCAAAGCCCUGCUAGCUGACAGACAUGCUGAGUCCUUCAGUUCUAUUCAACUCUUGCCACAGUUAGAGUAAGAUAAACUUGAAAGGUUCAAGAUUCAUCCUCAGGUAACUGGGAAUUAGGCAGAGGCUAGGCUAAAUCUGUCAAGUUUCUAAAUACUCUGUGGAAUGUCAAAUAUAAAGAUGGACUCAGAAGCAGACCUCCUCUUGAAACGUCCCAGAAGGUUUCACAGGCCUCUAAAGUGGAGUCUCCUGCCCACUGUCAGGUCUCGAUUCCUGGUUGCUUAGCUGGGGUAUGAACCUCUGAAUCACAUUUUAUGGAUCAUUACAUUUUAAUCUCUGCUUAUCCAUGUCAAAGCCAAGGGUGAAAUCAUUGAUUAGCAUGAAAAACAAUCAUUGUCAUGGAUGUUAGAAUGACGUCUCUAUUUGUAAACCUGUGUGGAAUGAUUUUGAAUGCAUACAUCAAUUUACCGACAUGUUUGCAGUUGGCUUGAAUGUUUAAGGGAAGGAGUAUUUGUAACUUUGAUUUUUAUGUUUUCAUUGUGCCCAUUCAUUUUAUAAAUGGUGUGAGUUAGCGAGUCAGAUAGGUGUUCUCUGAAAUGUUUUUGGUUUUUUCUUUUUCCUCAAGGGCAUUUUUUUCCCCUCAAAUUAUUAAUUACUUUUAAAGAAAUCAGUGCUGCAUGACAUGCAGACUUUGAUACGAUGUUCUUUCUUUGACUGAUAAUGGCACUUGGAAAUUACACAUUAUUAUGAGUUUUGGAUUUCCUUCUCACCCAUUAUAAAUUUGGUCAUAUUUUAGUUUGUUUGGAUUAUUUAAAUUUCAAUUAAUUCAACAGUAUGUAAUUACAGUAUGAAUUUAACCUCACAAGUAUAAUGGCUGUGAUGAAUUACUCAAAAAAAAAUUGAUGGUUGUGCUUCCUUUUGAAUUUUUAAUGAAGUUAAUUUUUUUUUUUUAAUGUAUUUAAUUUAAUGCUUUCUCCUCCCUUGUAAAUGCAAAGUCUUUACCUCGUGAGAUGCCAUUUGUGGUCUAAAGUUUCACAUCAUCUUUUGUUAUAAUAUACCCAUGUGACACAGCUCAGUGGUUGGACAUAGAACAUGUAUAAAGACAGGUUUAAUUGAAUUUUGGUUUUGGCUUUAAACCACAUGAAAUUUCAACUAAAGUAAACCGCAUUUAAUAAAACAGGAAAAGUCAUUUGUAUGCUAUAGUUAAUCAACGUGGGGGAUUUCCUGAUGGUCUCAUGUUUCUGUAUGUUCAGCCACAUGUAGCUUCAUGUUUUUACUCUCAUUGUACUCAUUGUAUCAUCGUGUGUCUGCAUUUGACAACACGCAUUAAGCUCCCAUUUAUUUAUUCUUUUGUGGUGUCAUUUUACCUGUGAUGAUGCACCUGAACCUUCGAACGGCCUCCGUCUUGUACUGCUCACAUGUACGAUCACUGAUUUGAAUGACAGCCAUACCUGUAUAAGCAGAUUAGAUUUAUCUGGUUUGUAGGGCUGCAGUGAACAUAACUGCAACUGUUUACUGUUUAUUACUUUGCAAAUUCUGGUCUGAAUGUAAAUACUCCUGUACAUAGCGGUUAAUGGACAUUUAAAAUGCUUAGACUACUUUUUUCCCUGAAGCUGAUAUUUUUAUUUUAUACAAUAUUUCUGAGUUGUCAUUUGGAAAAACAAAAAUCGCAGGAAGAGAAAAAAAAUAGUUUGUACCGUUUCAAGGACAUUGUCUUUGGUUACAUGUAAAUAGUUGUAUCUCAAAAUGAAAAAAAAAAAAGUUGCUACUUUCAUUAUA